AUGCCGAAACCUAGGCAUAUCGUCGUGCUUGGGGCAACGGGCAUGGCAUUCUCCUCUGUAUCCGCCGCACUGACCCUCUACGUCCGCAACGCUUCGAGACUCCCCGCCGCACACACGGAAGCAGAUCCAGCUCGUAUUCGGGUCGUCGAAGGCGGACUUACAGACCAAGCGGCACUUGAAGCUGCACUCACAGAUCCCGCCGCACCUGUUGAAGCCGUUGUGUCAUUCUUGGGCGCGUACCCUACGCUCAGUGCGUUCUUGUUGAGGACCAAAACGACGCCUAUUGCGGACUCCUUCCCGAUAUUAUUUGCGGCAAUGAAGAAGACCAGCGUCAAGAGGAUCCUUGCGCUCUCGACGCCAGCGUGGUUGGUGAAAGAGCAGCAAACGGGACCCAAGGGUGCUGAAGGCGAGACGGUCGAGUUCGAUAAGUUCCCGUGGUCAUGGUGGUUGGCGAUGAAGGUUCCUCCACUCCUGAUUCCUCAGGGCCACAAGGAGAUGGAACAGAUCGCCCGGCGGGUUGUAGAAGAGGGUCAGAGCGGAGGGUGGGGACUGAAGUGGACCGUCUUCCGCGUGCCUCAUCUCAACGCCGGGGGUGCUGAUGAGAGAGUCAGUGCCGGGAUAUUCGGGCAUGGAUUCGUGGGCACCCGUGAGCUGAGCCGGAAGAGCAUGGUGAACUGGGUAUUGGAGGAGGUUGAGGCCGGUGAGUGGAUCAACAAGGCUCCCGCUAUAGGGAAUUAUUAG
This is a messenger RNA of Exophiala aquamarina CBS 119918, 741 nucleotides long. RefSeq lists its product as uncharacterized. Lineage: Eukaryota; Fungi; Ascomycota; Eurotiomycetes; Chaetothyriales; Herpotrichiellaceae. The coding region runs from base 1 to 741 and encodes 246 amino acids. The record is from RefSeq and is a predicted model, not a curated record. The transcript is spliced from 2 exons.